Molecule: messenger RNA, 6070 nt
Organism: Wasmannia auropunctata (little fire ant)
Lineage: Eukaryota; Metazoa; Arthropoda; Insecta; Hymenoptera; Formicidae
Product: 60 kDa SS-A/Ro ribonucleoprotein-like
Exons: 10
Coding region: 576-2216 (546 amino acids)
Cellular component (GO): ribonucleoprotein complex
Molecular function (GO): RNA binding
Source: RefSeq, a predicted model, not a curated record
UGCGUGAAUGCUCUGGAGUGCGUGAGAUCGCAUCGCAUAUCACCUCCCGAUCCUCCCGUAUCUCCGCGUUACCUUAUCUGGUAACCAGGUGAUACGCGCGAUCCUCGCGAAGGAAUCCGCGCUCAUGCGCGUGCAUGCUGCAUAAUGCUUGGUUGCGUGGGUUGCGUGCAUAUUGCAUGUAUGUAUGGUGUGUGUGUGUGUGUGUGGUGUUGCAUCUGUGUACAUGUGUGCAUGUGCGUGUGUCAGACGCGACGGUAAUUCGCGAUUCAGUUAAUGGGUCAUAUAAAUAAUGCGGAUCGAGUGCCCUUCGUACUUUUAGAGGGGAGAUUCGAAACAGCGUGGAACACCUACUGUCAAACACAUAAAAACGUAUAUAAACGAAAAACGACCCGUGCUUGUUGUGAUCCAAGUCAAAACGCUCGAAAACGCUUUUGAAGCGAGGAGUACCUUGUUGCCCUAUAAGUGAAAUAGAACAUCUGUUGCUUUUAGAAACAGUUGAAUUAAAAACUUGUUGUACAAAUAAUGUACUUUUGUUUCUUGAGAAAGUAUCUUAAAAAGCAAAUUGUUGUUAGGAGAUGGCAGCAGAAGGCAACGACCCUGAAUUACGUUUAUUACGAUAUCUGUAUGUUGGAAAAGAUUAUGCCAAUUAUCAGCCUGGAUAUUGGUUUGCCCAUCAUUAUUUUAUAGUCAGGAAUGUCCUAGCCAUAGAAGAACUUGCUGAAAAUGAGGAGAAGCAAUUGGUACCCAUUGAACUGAUCACAAAUGCAUUUGAGAGCAAUUUGGUUACACAUCCAGAGGCUUUGGUGUUUGCCCUUGCUGUUUGCUGCAGGCAAAAUAAAAGCGAGAUAUUACGUCAUGCAGCGUACGAAAAUGUGAAAAAGAUUUGUGCGUCUACCCCAAACUUUAUUCUGUUUGUUAAAUUCGUUUCUAAACUGUGCAGAGAGAAAGAUUUGAAUUAUAUUACGCAAGGCUGGGGCCAAGGCCUGAGGAAAGCUAUCAACAAUUGGUACCUAUCUAAAAACUCAUUGGAAUUUAUAGAGUGUGUUACGAAAUACAGAAGUAGGUAUGGUUGGAAACACAAAGACAUUGUCAAAAUGGCUCAUCCUAAUGGCAAUUCUCCAGAAAAUAAAAUUAUACUGAAGUACGUAAUAUAUGGCUUGGAAAAGACCAAAAAGGAUAUAAUAGCUGACCAGAUAACGGAAACUCCUGAUAUCACUAAAUUACUGGAAUACAUGAAAAAUAUUGAAGACUUCAAACAUUGCGAAGAUGAGCUCGAAGCUGCCAGAAAGGUGGAAAUAAAUGGAUUCUCAUUAGAUCAUGUACCUGGACAGUUUUUAAAAUCCAAGGAGGUUUGGAAUUCAUUGGUAAUGUCAAUGGACGUUGUUGCACUUCUAAACAACCUUCAAAGGAUUCACAAUCUUGGGUGUCUCGGUCCUGAUGAGCCAGCAGUCGAGAAAGUUACGGAACGACUUACUGAUUCACACUGCAUUGAGAGUAGUGCAGUUCAUCCGGCAUUAAUUUUUAUUACGUUAAAAAAUUAUGAAUGUUCUGGAAAAUUUUUGACUUAUGAAAAGCGAAAAGUUCGAGAACUAGCAAAGAAACCUGAACCGCCAAAGUAUCCAAAUCUCAAGAUAACAGACGCUUUAAAAGAAGCAUUCCGUCUGUCAUUUAAAAAUAUACAAUCUACAAAGUUGCGCUACUUAGUGACAAUCAGCACAAACAAGGCGAUGGAAACAAGUACUUGGCAGAACGGUAAUAUGACCGGCCUCGAGACAGCUGCUUUGAUCGCGUUGACACUUUUACGUUCCGAGGAGAACGUUACUAUAGCGACGUUCAGGAACGUCGGAAUUUAUAUAGUAAACGUACAGGGAACGGAUUCUUACGACGAUAUUUUGAAUGCCAUAAGGAGUGCAUCAAGGGUGCAUCAAGGAAGUACCAAUCCGAGUAAACCGAUUUUGUGGGCCAAAAAUAAACCUAAGCAGUAUGAUGUCUUUAUCAACAUUAUGGAUCAAAUAUUCCAAAAGCACGAUGAAUCCCAGGAACAUCUAAUAUCGUACAAAGAGGAUCAGAACCUUCCUGAUACAAAACUAAUCACUUGCGCCUUAUGCUCUUCCUCACCAUAUCGUAAAACACAUGACCGUCAUGUCUUGACUAUCAACGGUUUCGAUGCUACCGUACCUAAUGUCAUCCAGGCGUUUGCAAGGGGUUUAUUUUAGAUACUAGCAUGAGUUAAAUCUCUAUUGAAGAUUCUUCAAAACGUAUUUCUUCAAGAAGUCACAAGUGGUCAGUCAAGAAGAAAAUUUUCUCCUUUUAAAGCAUUCGAUACGAAAGUGAAGAAGCAUAUGGCAGUUUUAGAGGCCGGUGGUGAGAAUUUAUCUGGUUAGAACAGGUUUUUUCUUCGAACUCGAGUUUGACUAACGAGCACACUAACGCAGAACGUGAGUGAAGAGCUGGAGGAAAGUUACGUUAAAAAGAGCUUUCAGAAAUUACUUAAAACAGUGCCGAAUUUUGGAAUUCAAACUGUCUCGCCUUUUUCGUCAGUUCCGAACGUCGGCUUGUUUGCACAUCCAUGACUGAAUCAAAUUAUAUUUAAUUUUACUAUCUGUUAAUUUUUUUAAGAUAUAUCCAACGGAGACAGUAUAUAUACUUUUUAAAACAUAUUGCAAAUAUGUAAACGCGGUGAAGGUGAUUGAGAAAAGUGAUCGUGCACUAUAAUUGGCAUGUUGAUAGUAAUAUUAAUAUUUACUACAUGUUCUUAGUGUUAGGAAAGAGCUGUGUAGCAUUUCCCACAUUUUUUUGUUGUGAUCAGGUGAUUGAAAAAUGAUCAGGUAUUUUUUUACUCCUAUUCGGAUUUCCGACGAUACGAUUCAAAUAACUCGGCAGUUUUAUUUUUAGUAAACGCUAACACAGUAUCGUAUCGAUCCGAUUAUAUAAGCAAUAUAUAGAUUAGUUAUGGACUAUUUUUUACACUGUUGCACAUGAAAUCUCAGUUUUACGUUAAUUAAUUUUUGAGAUAUCGUUUAUUUAAUUAAUCUCUCUUUUUAAUUUUAAUAAUAUACAUAAAUAUACGUCUGAAACAAGUUGAAAUCUUGUAUAUGUACAUUGUCAUAUACUAUAUUUAAAACGUGAUUUGUCGAAGACAUUUAGAAAGCUGUCAGAUGUUUUACUAGAGCUUUAAAACAAUUUCAAAAGAGAGAUUUUCUUUUGUUUGAUAUAUAUUUAUCACAUCGUAAAAGGUCGGUCUUAUAAACCAAUAGUCUCAAACUCACGCGGUCCGCAUACGAGUCCUCAUCUGUCCAUCUUCCGAAAAUCUAUGACACCUUGUAGUUUGCCUCUGCCUAAAAGCUCAGUGCGGUCUGCGGCGAGCUAGUUAAGACUCUGCCAUAAACAUUAAUUAAAAUUAAUUCCUCUGUGUCGCCUUUUAAUUUUAUAAAGAUACAGAGAAUCGCUUAAAUCUUAGGUAACUCUCUAACUUAAAUCUUACUUAAUUUUUAACGUUUAUGGGAACGACCUGCAAUGUGGAUUGUUAUUUAGUUUCGAAAUAUUUUUCGCGCGAACUGUAAAAAAAACUGUGGACCCGAAGUGUUUCAUAUGCAACUGUAACAAUCUUGUUUUGAAAACUAGGAAAAGGAAGUACAAUUCAAUAGUCCUAUGUUUCAGAGUAGUGCAUUACGCAGCGAAAAAAAAGUUUAGGAUAAGACUGCAUAAGCGGAUACGGAAAUACGCGUAUCUCAAGUAACAUACGGUGCAUUUUUUGACUAAUGGUAAAAAAAAAAAGAAAAUCUUACUCUAAUAUUAUUAAUUGCUUGCUUGUUUCUGGUUGGCGGGGAUGCUUCUUCGUAAUAAUGCGUAUAGAUAACGUGACCUUAUUAAAAAGAAAAAAGUGACACGCUUCUGGGACCGGUGCGCUUCUGGACGGUUAAAAAUAAUAAUCUAAAAUAAGUAAAAAAAAAGACAAAAAAAGAAAGAAGAAAGCGGAAGACGUAGAAGACGGUGAACAUAGGAACGUUGAAAAUUUUCCCACUGUGAUAUGCAUUUAGCCCCAAAGAGUUAUAGACUUACAUUAGUAUAAUUUUACUGUUACUAUCUCAUAUUUGCCAUAUCCAAAGUGAACGUGAGACAAAUACUAAAUACACUACUGAAUAAUACUGUGAUACGAGAUACAUUGUUGUUGUUCAAACUAGGGAAAUGGUAUUUAAGUGACGCGGCCAGAAGCGCACCGUGUUUGAUAUUUGUUGAGUCUCUGCGCGAGUUAGCGCGUGAAUUUUUUUGUUGAAAAUUUUGUAUCAUAUCUCGAGAGGAAAAAAAAAAGAUGGGCUUUCGACCUGCGGAUUAUUGUUAUCGGGUUUUUCCCUCGUUUCUCACAUGAGACCACGGAAGCACGUACCUCUUUCAUACACAUUGCUAAAAAGUACAGCGUGGAUGAACUCUCAGGUCUUCGAAACAAAUUUGUGAACUAAGUGCUUAAACUAUUCACCUGUUCUUUGCAGCUGUCCCCGAUAAUCUGCGGAUCGAAAGCUGCCAACGUAAAUUCUAUUUCAAUAGAGUGUUCCGAAAAAAAAGGGUAUAUAAGUAGACUAUUCUUUAAGCAAUCUGCAUUUUGCUCCUGAUGAAAAUAAAGUCGAACUAAUUAAUACUAAUUAAUACAAAUUAAAGUCACGACUUUUGACGAGUUAGGCAAAAUGAAAAGAAUUCAGCUUUAUCAUUAAUUGUCGAGAGAGAUUUAUUUAAUAAAUUAUCAAGCGAGAAUUAAUUGUCGAUGGAUUCAAUUUCUUAAAGCAGAAAAAGAAAUUAAAAGCAAGAGAAAUCGGUUCUAUAUUUAUCAAAUGGCAUAUUGUAUUCCGAGAUUGUAUUGUACAUAGCGAUUGAAGUAUAUGUUAAUUUUCCACGUUUUAGAAAUUUUAAGCAGAAUUGCGCUUGCAACUCGGCGAAAAGAGAAACCCGUAAUACAAAUUACGCAUAAGUUUAUUUUUAAGAAUGGUAUUUUAAAAGAAUUAAAAUCCACACACACAUACAUACAACACACGAAUGUUUGUUAAUCUCGGUUGCGCAGCGUCCCGCAGAGUUCUGUAUAAAUUAUAAUUUAAAUCGGGAGUGAUGAAGUCAGUAUAUAUCUUCUACGCUGGACUAUAUUCCUACUCGAACUUCGUGUUUUUAGCGAGCGUAUACGCGCGCUUAGAGAAAUUAUUUAUACACUUACUGCACACACUUCGUGUCUAAAGCGUUCAGUGUUAGGGGAGAGAGAAAAUAAAUCUCUAGCGCAUUUUUUUACGGGAAAAAACUUCUGGCGCGAAGGCAAAAAAAACUUCUUUCAGAAAAAAACGAAAUGUCUAGUUACUAAACAAGAGUUUAAGAGUAUAUAUGCUACGAUCAUAUAUAUAGUAGCUCAAUGUAUUCAUUGGCAUUAGCAAGUAGGCAUUACAAGUAUUUGUAUAUGUACGGGAGCGUAUUGCGAUCGGAGAGGAUUCCCCGCGCACUUCGUCUAAGCUCUUUUUUACAGACGCGUUUACAAGAGUCGACCAAUUUAAUUCUAAAAAAAAAAAAUCUCAAAUCUCUGAUAGCAAUCUUAUCAUAGUACAAGUUCCGACCUUCACCUUAACUCGCAUAGCGUUGUACGCGAAGACAAAAAAAAUUAUAUUAGUUAUAAUAUAUUAAAUUUAGCUGUAAUAUUCGAAUAGUCGAGGGUUCACGAGUCUCGAGAAGUAAAUCUAAAAAUCGGAAUCCUUUCCGCUCGCGGUGCAUGCAGAUAUAUAUGUAUUCAUUAAUACUAUUAUAAGAAUAUAUACGUCCGAAAUAUAUGAUAUAGACUGGCACACUGGAGGAAGAAAAUGGAACAGAAAAGCAAAAAAAAAGAGAGAGAGAGAGGGAGGGGAAGAGAAAGAGAGCAGUACAGCCAGAAUCUGAAGAGAAUCACUUCUCAUGCUGUUAUUUCACAGUCCAUUGAUUUCAGGAUGUGCUGUAUAGUUAAACAAGAGGAAAGAAAAACAAUAUGUUGAAUGUGUUCAUGCUAGAAGAAAAAAAAAGAAGAAAAUAUUUACCGCGUAAGGAGAGAGAAAGAGAGAGAAGAAAA